Molecule: messenger RNA, 606 nt
Organism: Melampsora larici-populina 98AG31
Lineage: Eukaryota; Fungi; Basidiomycota; Pucciniomycetes; Pucciniales; Melampsoraceae
Exons: 3
Coding region: 1-606 (201 amino acids)
Biological process (GO): positive regulation of transcription by RNA polymerase II
Molecular function (GO): DNA-binding transcription factor activity, RNA polymerase II-specific; protein dimerization activity; RNA polymerase II cis-regulatory region sequence-specific DNA binding
Source: RefSeq, a predicted model, not a curated record
AUGGACUCCGCAUCAGGUACUCUCAACUCAUCUUCUUCUCGCACGAAAAAGCCGCUUCCUAGCAAUUCCGUUCAACCGUCGGUUGAACAAGAAUCUACACCGGCGCUCACCGCUUCCGAUCUCGGAGGCACCCUUGUACCACAGACUGCCGAGGAACUGGCUGAGCUUUCCACCGAGUCAGAUGACGAAGACGGCGAAGUAAAUGGUUCUGGCUCUAAACGGCGUAAAGGAAGAAGCAAAUCAACCCAGCCGCGACGUCAAAUCAAGAUUGAGUACAUCCAAGACAAGAGCAGAAGGAAUAUAACCUUUGGCAAGCGCAAGAACGGUAUUUUUAAAAAGGCGAAUGAGAUAUCGGUCCUGACAGGAUGUGAAGUGAUGCUGAUUGUGGCACCUAAAGAUAGUGAUCACAAAGCGUAUACUUUUGCAACACCCAAGCUCCAGCCCAUGGUCACCGAGUCUGCUGGCGAAACCUACAUUCAAAACUGUUUAGUAAGCCCCAUUUUGCUGUUCCGCUUAUGGACAUGCAGCGCAUUUAUGCUUACGUAUGAUGUGUAUAUCUCUUACAGCGUUAUGGUGCACUCAUGCCUGGUGCGCCCUCAGGUAUGA